Mytilus trossulus (common blue mussel) is the source of this 1605-nucleotide messenger RNA. Its product is annotated as ubiquitin carboxyl-terminal hydrolase 30-like. Lineage: Eukaryota; Metazoa; Mollusca; Bivalvia; Mytilida; Mytilidae. The record is from RefSeq and is a predicted model, not a curated record. Bases 16 to 1425 code for a protein of 469 amino acids. The transcript has 8 exons. Gene Ontology annotation, cellular component: nucleus; cytosol. Gene Ontology annotation, molecular function: cysteine-type deubiquitinase activity. Gene Ontology annotation, biological process: protein deubiquitination.
UAGUACAAUCUUACGAUGUGUCAUCACUGUCGGCCCUUGCAGAAACUGUUUAUGUUGAAAGUUUUUCCAGUCGUCAUGUUUGACCUUUUUAGUAAAAACGUUUUACUAUUUAGUGGACUAGCUACUGUGAUUUCAACUGGUGUUUAUGUGUUUUGGGGUCCUUCACAGUCUAAGCGAUCAAAAUCUAAAGAUGUAUGUGCUGGCUUACAGAAUUUAGGCAAUACUUGUUUCCUCAAUGUUAUUCUCCAGUCCUGGGCAUCAUGUAACAGUGUUAUAACAUGGCUCUCGGAUUUCAUUGUCAGACAUGAAAACCAAAGUAGUGAUUCCUUAGCUGUCGCUGUGCAAAAAACAUUGUCAGCAUUGAAUGAGACCCACAAUGACAUGUACAGUCCUGUUAAAGUACUGGAUGCACUGAGAUAUAGAAGAUGGGUUAUCUCUCAUGAUGAACAGGAUUCCCAUGAACUGUUCCAUGUAUUGACACAGACCCUUGAUGAAGAUACUGCUAGAUAUCCCAGAGUUGUCUCCCUUUUUGACACUGAUACAUUAGAGAAUUCUGAUGUUGAAUACCAGUCUGAGAAACAUGCUUUGUCCAGAACAAAAGGCCUACUACCUGUUCUACCUCACAGAGAAAUGGAACAACCCUUUAGAGGAUUACUGGCUAGUCAGAUGGAAUGUCAAAAGUGUGGAUUUAGGAACCCUAUAAAAUAUGAUGCAUUUGAUAGUUUAUCAUUGAACCUGCCAUCUAUAUCUAUGGGAGCACUUACAUUGGAGAGAAUGCUUCAGCGUUACAUUAGUGAGGAAACAGUCCAUGAUAUUGAGUGUAUAGGUUGCAGUAAAAACAGAAAACCAGUUGUUAAAACCACAUUCAAGAAAAAGCUGACAAUAGGAAAGCUACCGAAGUGUUUAUGUAUACACAUACAAAGAACUUCCUGGUUAGACAAUGGAAUGCAGAUGAAACGUUAUGACAGCGUGACUUUCCCUCAGACGUUACACAUGGAUGGUUUUGUGUAUUCAAAGUCUGCUGCAAAAGACAGGAAGCAGGGGUUAGUGGGAGGUCGAGAUGAUUGUGUCUUCAGUUUCCAAAACCAGUCUGCUUCAUCAGGUGUGAAUUUACUAAGAGCCUUGAACUAUGAUUGUACAACCCAGAGUGGCCUACAUAUUCGUAAACCAUCGUAUAACAGUACAAGUGACAUCAACCACAACAGUCCCGAGGGAGCCAUGUCAUACAAACUUAGUUCUGUUAUUGUACAUCUUGGAGAUGUGUUUACUGGACAUUUCAUCUGUUACCGUAGAAGUCCUCAGACUGUACAAGGAACCAGACAAAAUGAACGCUGGCUUUGCUGUUCUGAUUCCUCUGUGACUCCAUGUACUUUAGAUGAUGUUCUGUCAAGUGAGGCUUACAUGUUGUUAUAUGAGAGAAUGUAAUUUAUAUUUGUAGAGCUGCUUUUUUGUGUUCAUUCAAUAUUUAUUGUCUGUUUUGAAUGCACAUGAUUUCAAACACUGCCUGAUUUUUAUUUUAUCAAGUGUGUAUUUAAUCAUUACAAUCAUGAGAAAGACAAUUUUAUCUAUUUUGUUUUAUACAUUUAUUACAUACUGUGGAUUCCU